Magnolia sinica is the source of this 882-nucleotide messenger RNA. Its product is annotated as ubiquitin-conjugating enzyme 15. Lineage: Eukaryota; Viridiplantae; Streptophyta; Magnoliopsida; Magnoliales; Magnoliaceae. The record is from RefSeq and is a predicted model, not a curated record. The transcript has 6 exons. Bases 126 to 611 code for a protein of 161 amino acids.
UUAGACAAACGACAGAAGACCGAAGGCAUCCAACGACGUCGGAUUCUCCUCCUAAAAUACACACCGUUCCUCUGCCUCAACGCCCUCAACCCUCCCUCUCUGCCUCUCUCUCUUUCUUCCGAAGCAUGACCAGCUCCUCCGCUCCUUCUCGCAAGGCUCUGAGCAAGAUCGCUUGCAACAGACUGCAGAAAGAACUGAUGGAAUGGCAACUCAAUCCCCCCUCUGGAUUCAAGCACAAAGUCACUGAUAAUCUCCAAAGAUGGAUUAUCGAAGUCAAUGGUGCUCCGGGGACUCUCUACUCAAAUGAAUCCUACCAGCUUCAAGUUGAUUUUCCCGAGCAUUAUCCCAUGGAAGCACCGCAGGUUAUUUUUCUCCAGCCUGCUCCUCUGCAUCCCCACAUUUACAGCAAUGGCCAUAUCUGUUUAGAUAUUCUGUAUGACUCAUGGUCCCCGGCCAUGACUGUGAGUUCUAUCUGUAUAAGCAUUCUCUCCAUGUUAUCAAGCUCGACUGCGAAGCAACGCCCUGCAGAUAAUGAUCGCUACGUGAAGAACUGCAGGAAUGGAAGGUCUCCUAAGGAGACUAGAUGGUGGUUCCAUGAUGACAAAGUGUAGAAAAGGCCAUACAUCUAUAGUAGAGAAAGCAUUCCUGUGCCCUCACAUGCAGUCGGGAUUCAGAGCGAAUGUUCAUGAGUUGCUGCUACUGCUUGAAACUGCAUGCCUGUUAUUUGUAUAGGAAGAAGAGUUGUCAGUAUAAAGUACUCACAGACCAUUGAUAACAUACCUGUGCCUUUUAAUUAUCUAGCCUUGCCUAAUUGGAUGAGAAUCUUUGUCGCCCAAUGGCAAGUUUUUUUUCAUUAAUAUCACUUUAACUGGCAUGUCUUUA